AUCGAACCAAAGGCGCGUCAGAAUGGCAAACAAACGACAAAAUCAUUGAAAAAGUCAAAUCUACUUUCACUUUCACAUUAGAGGAAGACAUUUAAAAGGUCAAAAUGCUGAAUAAAUUCAGGGCUUCCAUGGUGUUGAGUGCUGUUGGGGAUGCACUGGGAUACAAAAAUGGAGAAUGGGAGUUCUGUUACAAAGGGUCUGCAAUCCAUGAAGAACUGCAGAAGCUUGGUGGUUUGGGGAAAAUAAAGGUGGAUAAGAAAAACUGGAGGAUCAGUGAUGACACUGUACUGCAUAUUGCGACUGCUGAAGCGCUUAUUUCUGAUUGGUCUGACAAACAUCAACUCUUUCUUGCAUUGGCUCAAGAAUACAAGAAUGGCAUGAGAGACAUGUGGGGACGAGCGCCCGGUGGAACCACACAAGCAAGUUGUUCAAAACUCAGUCCACUGAGGCCUGAUGGGUAUAUAGUACCUUUUGAUACCCGUGGGGGUGGAUGUGGGGGAGCAAUGAGGGCUAUGUGCAUUGGUCUGCUUUAUUAUCAACCUAAGCACCUUGAUGAUCUGAUUGAAGUUAGUGUGGAAAGUGCAAGGAUGACUCACAAUCAUCCAACAGGUUUCCUUGGAGCUCUUGCAGCAUCUCUUUUCACAUCUUAUGCCUUGCAAGACAAGCCUACAAGGGAAUGGGGUGCAGGUCUUAUGGCAACCAUUCCAAAAGCAAUGGAAUAUAUUAAGAAAACUGGACGAGAUUGUAAGGAGAAUGAAGAACAUUGGGCUUACUUUACAGACAAGUGGAAUUCCUACUUAAAGCUUAGAGGUCUAGAAAAGGGAGACAAAGAUCCAACAUUUCCCAAGCGCUAUUCUUGUGGUGACCGGGAUGAAUUUUAUAAAUCAGUCAGUUUCUCUGGGUGGGGUGGUGCGAGUGGUCAUGAUGCACCUAUGAUUGCAUACGAUGCUUUACUUGGCGCAGGGAACUCAUGGGAGGAACUCUGUCAUAGGGGUAUGUUCCAUGGAGGUGACAGCGAUAGUACAGGAGUUAUGGCUGGUGCUUGGUGGGGUGCCAUGCAUGGAUUUGAAGGGGUUCCUAAAGGAAACUAUGAAAAGCUAGAGUACAGGGAGAGGCUUGAAGAUCUUGCCGAAAAAUUGUUCAAGAAGUCUGAAUCACUUAAAUAAACUGUCAGAUUGAAAAUACAUUUAAUUUGUUAUUUUGUUAUGGCUUUGUUAUCAGCUUUGUUAUUUCAUCAUCGUUGAUUUUUGGCCACAAAGCAAGUUAAUUUCAUUGACAAAUACAUUUCAGCUGAAUUUUCUAUUCAAUAGAUUCAGCAUAAACAAAGGUUUACAGCAACACUGGGCAAGGGAUGCAUUGCUUUGCCCUUAAUUUUUGCAGAUAUAAAAUUGCUACAAUUUUCUAGAAAUUCUUCUAACAAAUUCCUGCAAAUGUGCCUAGAUUUAAUGAUCGAGCUUAUAAAUUUGAAGGAAAAUCAUUAGUCCUUUUGGGGAAAAAAGGUAGUUGCUAUGAAAAAAUUUACUAUGGUGCAGUACUACAUAGCCUGAAACUCAGCAAGGCUUAUGAAUGCUACGAUGUAUAUGAGAAGAUAAUACUAGUUAAUAGAUAGUUGACUUAUUUAUCAUAAUUUGAUAUGUAGCUAUUGCUGAUUUUAUUUGACCCCUGUAUAGAAUUUAAUAGAGAGUUCAAGUUUGGGUAUUUGAGGAUAAAAGCUUUCCGUUAUCAUUGUAUGCAUCUAGGAGUGAACACCUGACAUCAAAACGUGUCAACUGGCUAGUGAAACUUGUAUUGUACUUGUAUUGUGAAAUGUUGCAAGACAAGUUGCGGCAAUCAUUGCAAAAAAGUAGAAUUAGUGUUUCCGCUGCGCCAUGUUAACACUCUUGCAAGUCAGUAAUGCUGCUGCAAGACAAGUUGCAGAGUAAAUUAAUUGCUGAUUUUAUAUUGCACCUUUACCUUAACACAUUUCUAAUUUUGUCAUGAUCAAUCUUUUGUAAUGCAUGGUUGGAAGAAAUUAUCAAUGUAAAAAAAGAACGAUAGAAAUAGAUUCUAUUAUGGAUGGUAUAGGAUGUGGGUGAUAAUAGUCUAAUAAACAUAAUUAAUAAUUCAAA
Actinia tenebrosa (Australian red waratah sea anemone) is the source of this 2108-nucleotide messenger RNA. Its product is annotated as ADP-ribosylhydrolase ARH1. Gene Ontology annotation, biological process: protein de-ADP-ribosylation. Gene Ontology annotation, molecular function: ADP-ribosylarginine-[protein] hydrolase activity; magnesium ion binding. Lineage: Eukaryota; Metazoa; Cnidaria; Anthozoa; Actiniaria; Actiniidae. The record is from RefSeq and is a predicted model, not a curated record.